AUGGUAACGAUUGUUGACGAUUUAGAUUCAUUAACUUUGCAAGAGCCAGUUUUCAAGGAUGUCAAGUACUACCUCUCUGGCGAUGUCUCGGAAAGGAUUAUGCAGUUGCUUCAGUCAGGAGGAGCGGAAAACACUAAAUAUUUCUCUGAUUAUGUCACUCAUCUAAUUUGUGGAAACAAUGCCGCUGAUACGGACCUCGAUGACGCCCAAGACAUCUACCAGAUCCCAGCAGUAACUGAAAAUUGGGUUCUUGCAUGUGCGCGAUUGAAGAAACUUGCCAAUACGAAGCCAUACUUUCCUAGCAAGAACAAGAUAUUUUCAAAUGUUACUGCUUGUGUGACUAAAGUAACUCCCUCUGACGCCAAAGCGUUAUUCGCACUCAUAACAUAUCAUGGUGGAAAAGUGAAGUUGAACCUAGAUACACAUUGUACACACUUAAUUAGUGGUUCUGCAUCGGGUAAGAAGUAUAGUGCUGCGCUUACGCUUUCUUCUAGAAUAAAAAUUGUUACCCCUGAUUGGGUACUUGAAAGUGUACGAGCUAGAAUUCAAGCAGUGACAGAAGUAUUUCACCCUAAACUACUUGUAACACCUCAGCCGCCACCUAAACCAAUGGAUCGAAUCAGUGCUAUUACUGGAUUCGAUUUUGAGGAAGGAAUUGCAAAGAAUGAGGUGCCAACUCAAAACAUGACUGAAAAUAAAGACGAAGGUACACAAGCAUUAUUAGACAAACUUAAACAAAGAAUGCCUUGGAACCACCCACCUUCCUCAGCAAAUUCUUCUGCUGCUGUAACCUCUAAUGUCAACUCAAUGGGUUACACAACUGCUAUGUCAACAUCAAAUAUUAUAAACAAGUCUAUACCUCAGGGCAUUGUUACCCAAAAUGUGCAAAUUCAAGGAAGUCAGGCUAACACUCAAUUUAUUCAGAAAAUGGCACAAAACUCAGUAGUAUCUCAAGCUGGCAUGAAUGCACAAAAUCAACAGGUUAAUUUACAACAGCAAACUUAUAGUCAAGCUCAACAAAAUUCGCAACAGCCACAUGGGCUAUCAGCUAUACAAAUUCAACAACAGAAGUUGUUGCAACAACAUCAAUUAAGAAUGCAAAUGCUACAACAUAAAAUUGGUAAUCAAAAUCAACAAGGAUUUGCUCAAUCGAAUGUAUCAACUUCGCAAAUAACUCAGAAUAUUUCUAACCAAUUGCAACAACACAUUCAGAAUAGUAAUCAAAAUAUUAACACAUCAAUGAGUUCAGCGCAGCAACAAAUUGAAAAUAUCAGUCAAAUGUUAAGUCAAACAGCUAAUAAUCUACAACAAAGUCAACUUAAUCAACAGAAUAUGGUAAUGAAACCAGGGUUAACCUUAAGUCAACAGAGUGCUGUACAAAACAUUGCUCAACAGUUGGCACAAUCUACACAAAAUCUUCAACAAAGUCUGCAAAACGCUAAACUCAAUCAAAAUUUAGGUCAGACGCAAGUAUUAAACCAACAACAACUUAUAAAUUCGGGACAGCAAAUGUCGGGACAAAAUCAGGGUAUAAUUCAACAGCAAACUGUUCAGUCACUAACAAAUCAACAGCAAAAUAUUAACAUGGGUGUUAUUAAUCAACAAGGAUUGGUUACAUCUCAGGCUCAAACUGGACAGGGAGGUCAACUUAAUCAACUUGUUGGAAACACAACUCAACAAUCCGUCAUUGGACAACAAAUACAAACUGUUCAGCAAAAUAUACAAAACCAACAAGGUAACACAGUACCUGUGCAGGGUACCUGGAGACAGCAGAAUAUCCAGAUGAUUCAGGGACAACAUCAAAUUAUCAGAAGUCCUUUAGUUCAAUCUCGUAACCCACCAAAUCAAGUUAUAUUGCAACAGCAAAUCAUGCAAACACAACAACAAGCUUUAAUUAGCAACCAGCAACCUCAACUGAGCCCACAACAACACACAAUACAACAAACUUCACAACAAAUCCUUCAACAGUCAAUAAAUAAUCAAGGACAAGGAAUUAGCCAAACUCAUCAUCAAAUUUUGGUGCAAAAGCAACAAUUGUUAAAUGGAUCGGGCCAGCAACAGAUAGUACAAGGUCCACAGCAGGUUUUGAUAAAUCAACACACAGGACAACAACAAAUUUUAGUACAUGGAAAUCAACAAGUUACUUUACAAGGUGGCCAGCAAAUAGUGUCACAAAGUCAAAUUGUCCAUCAAGGUGGUCAAAUUGUGAACCAAGGUGGCCAACAGAUAAUAACUCAAGGCGGUCAACAAGUUUUAUCACAGGGUGGUCAACACGUGAUAACACAACAGGGUCAACAGCAUCAAGUAGUUAUUGCCCAGCCAUCCCAACAAAUAGUAACACAGUCUGGCCAGCAAAUAAUAGGCCAAACAGUUGGUCAGACGCAACAGGUGCUGACGCAAGUGCCUCAAUCACCACAGCCCGGUUCUCAACUAGCAGGAGGUGGUAUUCAGCAGAUAAUUACUCACAGUGGCAAUCAACAAAUUGUGUCACCGGGGGGUCAGCAGAUAGUACAAGGUGGACAGAAUGUGUCCUGGCAACAACAGCAAUACUUGCAGCAGAGACAACAAAUUGGUCAACCUGGAGCUGUGGGACCGAGGGUGUCGUGGACAGCGGGCGGUGGUGGAAGACAGCUGAUCCAUCUCGAUGCUCAGACACAUGCUCAGUUACAACAAAUGGAUCCUCAGCAACGUGCAAUGUUUGUCGCACAGUUGCAGAAACGGAGACAGUUACAUAUACAGAGGUCUGCAGCCUUGGCUCAACAACAGCAAAGUGGAGUAGUAGCUGGUUCCCCGGGAGCUCCAUCACCCGCACCACAGAGUGUUACGUUCAUAAGGAGCCAGUUACCACCUGGGUUGUCACAGCAACAACAGGUACAAUGGCUACAGCAGCAAGGUGCUAGGACAGCAACCAUACCGGCAGCGCAACCGACACAACAGCCACAAUCUCCUGCGACGCCGGCGGGCGCCGGCGCGGCGGGCGACACGCCGCUGCAGCAGCUGCAGCGCCAGCAGCAGUACCAGCGCCUGCAGCAGCUGCAGGCGCAACGCGACCACGCCGCGCACCACCACCAGCCACCCAAGCCGGUUGCUCCAGUUACCCAACAUGUAGUGACUCCUUUGCAAGAACAACAAGUGGACGCUCUGCUAACACCUACUACUCCUGAACAACAACAAGCGGGCGCGGGCGCGCUGCUCGUGAACCCGAAGACCAAGACGGCGCUCGCCAACAUGCUGUCCAUCCGCCUGCAGGGCGCCGCGCCGCCGCCCGACCACGAGCCCUCCGCCGCCGGCACGCUGCGGCUGAUGACGGCGGCUCACGCGGCGGGCGGCGCGGUGCGCCCCACGCGGCUGCUGCUGGGACCCGCGCACCACCCGCACCAGGUCCCUACCCCGCAACCGGCGGGCAGCGCGGGCGUGGUGAGCAACAAGGUGUACGCGGGCGCGGUGCGGGCGGCGCCGCCCCGCGCGCAGUUCUACGGGCACAACCCCAACCUCAAGCUGCCGCCCGACCUCUUCCUGCUAGGCUGCGUCUUUCACAUCGUGGAGUACCAGCAGUCGGCGGGCCCGGAGCGCCUGGCGCGCUGGGCGGAGGCGCUGGCGCGGCGCGGCGGCGAGGUGGAGGCCGGCUACUGCGCGCGCGUCACGCACGUGCUGUGCGAGACGCAGCGCCACGGCGUCGUCAUGCAGGCGCUGCGCGACGCGAAGCGCUGCGUGACGGCGUACUGGGUGGCGGACACGCUGGAGCGGCGCUGCGUGGCGCCGCCGUGGCUGGCGCUGCACCUGCCGGCGCUGCACGCGCGCGCCGAGCGCCCCGCCGCGCACCACCGCGCCGCGCUGGCGGGCUGGCGCCGCGACGAGCGCCGCCGCCUGGCCUGCAGCCUGCGCCAGCUCGGCGCCAAGCUGACGCCGUAUAUGAGCCGCGACAACACGGUGUUGAUUGCCAAGCGCGCGGAGGGUAACAAGUACCGGCGCGCGCGGGACUGGGGCAUCCCCGUUGUCAACGCGGCCUGGCUCACCGACCUGCUGCUGGGGAACAUGACCGCGCUAGCUCAGAUUGAAAAUGCGAAAUAUCAGCAAUUUAACUUAGCUAGCCCAUUCCGUAUGGACUACAGCUUGGUUUCACAUCUAAUGAACGCGUGGAAGAUGCCCAUCAACAUAACGCAGGAGUCGCACGAGCGCGCCAAGCGCAGCGCGGCGGCGGCGAGCGGGCGGCGCGCCAAGCGGCCGCGCCUCGAGCCCGCGCCGCCCGCGCCGCUCGCGCCCGCCGCGCCGCCGCCGCUGCACCUCGCGCCGCGCGUGCUGUUCUCCGCGCUGGCGCCGCCCGCCGCCGCGCGCCUGGCCGCCGUCGUGAGACAACUCGGAGGCCUUGUCGUAACGUCAGCAGCGGAAGCGACUCAUCUUGUAAUGGAAAAACUCGUUCGAACAUGCAAACUUGUGAGCUGCCUUAUCACCGUCAAACAUUUACUUACCCCUGAGUGGAUAAUGGAGAGCCAACGGCUAAACAAGUUUGCGGAUGAGGCCAAACAUGGCCUUCGAGAUGAGGAUUUCAAUAAAAUGUUUAAAUGUGACGUCGAUGAAGUAUUACUGUGCGGUGAACAGAGGCGGAAGUUAUUUGAGGGAAUAACAUUCUUCCUAACUCCCUGCGUCAAACCUUCUAAAGCUGGACUUACCGAGAUGAUAGAGCUAUGUGGAGGAAAAGUUGAAAAGAACCGGAGGUCCUAUGUCUCGAUUCAGGAGAUGCAUAAUCAGAAACCAUUUAGUUACUUAGUUCUAACGGUGCCCAAUGAUUUGCAUCUAGUUUACUAUCUCCUUCAAUCGGAAAAGACUUUGAAUGUGGUGUGCAGCACUGAAGUAGUUUUAUCUGCCAUCAUGAGGCAAAAAUUGGAAAUAGAAGAGUUUCUUGUUAAAAUAGAUUAAAUGUAAAUUUUGGUGUCGAUUACAAGUUUCAAUGUUGUGAAUAAAGUAUAAAUCUCUUAAAUUUUUACAAUAUGUAUUUAGUUAAUGUAUGAAAUACUUUGUGUGUAGUAAAUGUGUAAAAUAUAGUUUUACAGAGUACAAUUUAGUCAAUAUGUGUUAGUAUGUAAUUAAUUUUAUAAAAAUCUCAUGCAUUUCUUUAGUAGUGUAGAAAUAAUUGUGCCUUAGAUUUUGUUUCUAUUUGUUUCGAAACCCUUUAAAUUUUUUAUUUAAAAAUAUAUAUUUAUUAAUACCUUGAAGGGGGUUUCUGUGAAAUUGUUUCAUAGAUUAAGGAUAAAGAUAUAUUUUUAUGUAUAACGAAUUUUGAAAUUUUAUAUUAUUUUUUAAACAAAAUGAAAUAGGAUAUAAGACUGGUUUUAAACAUAUUGUAAAAAGGAAUAAAUGAAUUUAUUAUUA
This is a messenger RNA of Melitaea cinxia (Glanville fritillary), 5370 nucleotides long. It is a transcript of the gene Ptip, whose product is annotated as PAX-interacting protein 1. The record is from RefSeq and is a predicted model, not a curated record. The transcript is spliced from 16 exons. Gene Ontology annotation, cellular component: MLL3/4 complex. NCBI's taxonomy places the organism in Eukaryota, Metazoa, Arthropoda, Insecta, Lepidoptera, Nymphalidae. Bases 1 to 4917 code for a protein of 1638 amino acids.